AUGCUGGACAUAUAUCACUACUUUUGUCUUGGAGUUGUGGCAUCCGAAAAUGACAAUGAAGCAAAACUCAACGUUUGUUGCUCGUCUUUGACAGAUUUAGAUGGUGGUCAGUGCUUGUCUUUUGGAUGUCCUCUGCAACAUUCCGAAAACAUACAAAACCCUUCUCGAUCAAAGGAGUGGCGGCAGAAAGUUCCAUCUGCAGUUCAACUAAAGAAUGCAGGAGUUGUAUUAAAGGCCGAUAGUAAAAAAGUGGUCGACACUAGAUUUGAGGGAAAAACCCUCACUUUGCCUUCGCUAAAAUUGGAUGUGGACUCAGAAAUAUAUGUAGGAAACUUAGUGGCCCUGGAGAAUUCCUCUCCGUACUACAAGAGCAAAUCAAUGACUGCAUAUAUAAAGCUGAUGUAUGAGCUGUGCAAAACAGAGAAAAGAGUAGAUGUGAUGAGAGAAGAGGGCGUCCUUGUUGGUAAUCUUUGGCAGCACUCUGAUGCCGUCCGAGUCUUCAGCUUGUGUAAGCAAUCACAUUUAUCGGCAAGCCAAGAUUUAUUUGAAAAGACAAGGAGAAAACUGAUCAAAUACUGCAAUAGGAAAUUUUGGACCGCUGCGGCAAUACUCUGGAAUGAAUUCUGUAACGCUUACGGUUCAAAACCAUGGCUGGUGGUUGGAGGCUUCGGAGGAACCCUUGUCCUCUGUCUUACUGCGAUUCAGGUCUUUUGCUUGUUUAAGCACUAUGGACCACGAUGUGCAUAA
Messenger RNA from Cryptomeria japonica (Japanese cedar), 747 nucleotides. Its product is annotated as putative UPF0481 protein At3g02645. Lineage: Eukaryota; Viridiplantae; Streptophyta; Pinopsida; Cupressales; Cupressaceae. Bases 1 to 747 code for a protein of 248 amino acids. The record is from RefSeq and is a predicted model, not a curated record. The transcript has a single exon.